GGAAACCGGAUGCUGCCGCCUCCACCUCCACCGCCACCCCCCCGAAGACCACUCCACCCUGCACCGAGUGCGGCAAGCGCUUCUCCUCGUGGAAGGCUCUCUUUGGCCACAUGCGCUGCCACCCGGAGCGCCAGUGGCGUGGCAUCAACCCCCCACCCCACUUCCGCCGCCUGUCAUCUCCUGCGGCGGCCCACUUCUCCGACGAGGAGUACCAAGUAGCCACCAGCCUCAUCAUGCUAGCCAACGGCCCCCCGAGGGAUGAGCACGGCAUCGGUGUGGCUGUUGAUGGCAAGUUGGUGUUUGGGUGGCCGCAGCGCAGAGCCAGGCUGACGAAUCCGAGGAGCGAAGGAGUGGACGGAGCGGUCCAUUGCGAGGUUGGUGGAAAGAAAGCGUGGGUGGACGGCGAGGCAUUAGGAUCUGCUCACAAUUGCAAUCUCUGCUAUAAGGGUUUCUCCAGUGGGCAGGCUCUCGGGGGGCACAAGAGGUGCCACUGGGAGAGGGGAGAGCACCAAGUGGGGAGUUCUUCUUCAUCGGCCAAGAACUAUGUUUUGGACCUCAACCUGCCUCCACCGACGGAGAGCAACGAGAGCAGUCCAAGACCUGCUGUGGAUUUAAGGCUGGGGAUUUGAGGGGAUUAGAUUUGUGGCAAUGCAAUACGUAGGUAUAUGUUAUAUACUUUUCCGUCAUUUAAAUUUGAACCUGAUUUGUACUUGAACAUCCGUGUUCUACAAAGUGGAACGUGGAUGGAGAAUGUUCAACGUUGUGUUCUGAUUAUUUUCCUUAAUCAAUCCAAAUAAC
Molecule: messenger RNA, 798 nt
Organism: Phoenix dactylifera (date palm)
Lineage: Eukaryota; Viridiplantae; Streptophyta; Magnoliopsida; Arecales; Arecaceae
Product: zinc finger protein ZAT2-like
Source: RefSeq, a predicted model, not a curated record